Molecule: messenger RNA, 2725 nt
Organism: Coregonus clupeaformis (lake whitefish)
Lineage: Eukaryota; Metazoa; Chordata; Actinopteri; Salmoniformes; Salmonidae
Gene: sh3kbp1
Product: SH3-domain kinase binding protein 1
Exons: 19
Coding region: 291-2156 (621 amino acids)
Molecular function (GO): protein binding
Source: RefSeq, a predicted model, not a curated record
UAUUUGUGGUACAGAAGCGGUACGCAGUUCAAUGCAGGGCAGAGAGAGAGAGCGCGCAGAGCGUUCUGUACAUCAGCGCUUUUCCGCUUUCUGGCUGCUCUCUGGUGUGACCGGGGAGAAAGCGGAAGGAAUAUGGUUCCAUCUCGCAUUCCUCCCGCUGCAGCGCGGUCAUAACGGAGCUCUCGUGCGGGAGGCUGGGGCUCGUACUCGGUCCACCAAAUAACAAGAUUCCUGUCUUUCUCAUUAAACACAGUAGUCCUUGCAGCAGGAGCGGAGCGUCACGGGAACAGAUGGUCGAGGCGGUGGUAGAGUUUGACUACGAGGCUCAACAGGAGGAUGAGUUGAGUCUGCAUGUCGGUGACAUCAUCGUCAAGGUAACGAAGGAUGACGGAGGAUGGUGGGAAGGAGAGAUAGACGGACGGAGGGGUCUGUUCCCAGACAACUUUGUCAGGGAGAUAAAGAAAGAUGUGAAGAGAGAGACGGGGCCUAAAUCUGAUCUCUCCAAUGGCAGUGCAAGCCCUGUGUCUGAGCCCAGCCUACGACCAGCCAGGAAAGGAGAUCAGAUCCGCCAAAGGAGGUGUAAGGCAUCAUUUAGCUAUGUUCCUCAGAAUGAGGACGAAUUGGAGCUGAAGAUAGGAGAUGUCAUCGACAUACUGGUGGAGGUGGAGGAGGGCUGGUGGGAGGGCAGUCUGAACGGUAAAACAGGGAUGUUUCCCUCCAACUUCACCAGAGAACUGGAAGACACACCCGCUUCACUCGACACAUCCACUAGGUCAUCACAGGAGGAGCUACGCAGCAACAGGACCAGUAAAGACAGUCCAGGGAGCGAGAGUGACGGAGGAGAGAGUCGCACUGACAGCGGAGAGAUUCAACCCAAGAAGGUUCGAGGGUUGGGGUUCGGUGACAUCUUUAAAGACCAGCCCAUCAGACUGAGACCUGCAUCUGGAGACAUGGACACAGAGGGAGAGAAGGCACAGGUUAGGAAAUCACCCUCUGUUGCCCCGGGAACUAUGAAGGCGGAACCUGAGGGCAAGGUGAAAGGCCGUGAGCUGUGUAAAGUCAUCUUCCCGUACGACGCCCAGAAUGAAGACGAGCUGUCAAUCAAAGAGGGAGAGAUCAUCUCCAUCAUUAACAGGGACUGUGCUGACGCAGGGUGGUGGAUGGGGGAGAUAGGGGGGAGGAAGGGAGUCUUCCCUGAUAACUUUGUCAAGCUGCUAAUACCUGAUGUAGAGAAAGAGAGACCAAAGAAGCCGCCUCCCCCCAGUGCCCCCUCAGCUAAACACACCACAGAGAAAAGGUUGGAAGUCAGAAAGGUACCCCCGGAGCGCCCCGAGCACCUGCCUCAUAGACCACCUGACGACAACAAAGGUGAGGAGGUGAAGGUUGGAGAGAUCCCUAAGCCCACCCUCCCGUCCAAAUCUCCAAAGAAGCCCCACCCACCAAAGACAAGCUCCUCCCACUUCCCUCCCCGACGCCCUGACAGACCUGAGAGACCUCCUACUGUACCGUGUGAGAGCCCUAAGUUUGAGGGUGGGGCUGUGACUCCAGAUCCUGCCUCUGACAGGUCAAAAUAUAUUGAUGUGGUUGACUUGGACUCUGUAGUCUUGUCUACAGAAAAACUAAACCAUCCGACCGCAAUGAGACCAAGAGUCCUCGACCGCAGACCACGCUCCCAGAUCAUCAGCACAUCUUCUCUGUCCAGUAUUGACCUGCUGAACUUUCCUGCGGUGGAGGAGGAGAAGAGUGAGAAGGCCAGAGAGGAGGAGGACUCCUUGAGUCCUAGACCAGUAGAUGUCUCUAAGAGGAAAGCACUUCCCACCAUCACUGUACCUGACAGUAAGGGUGUGCUGCCCCCCAAGCCUGUGGUCCUCCCCCCACCUUCGAUAGGAAGCCUGGCCCUCCGCCCAACAAGCCCCUCCCCCUCAACUGUAAACCACACCUCUUCCGGUUUAAGCCCCUCCCCCGAACGUAGGCCGGCACCCACCCUGGAGGAGCUGAGAGGACAGCUUAGAGAGCUGAGAGCCUCCGUAGAACUGCUGAAGAGCCAACACAGGCAGGAGAUGAAGCAGUUGGCUAGUGACCUGGAAGAGGAGAAGAGGAUCCGCCUUACUCUGCAGAUGGAGGUGGAGCAGAUUAAGAAGUGUUUAUCUAAAUGACCCUUCACCAUCCGCGGCGCACACUGAUGACAUCACCACACACUGCAGCCAGAGUGUAAUAUCAUCCUGAGGCAGGGUUCAGCCGAACUAGUUUGUGCCAAAAAACAACAACAAAAAUGACAGACGAUCCCAAUCCCUCUAUCCGUCUGUUAGUUUGUUUGUGUUGAAAAGGCUUGUUUAUUUGUUUCCUGCAAUCUGAUUGGAGUGCUCUGCAUCAGGGGCGUUGCCUCAAGUACUCACCUGUCUGUCACCACGGUACUCAAAACACCUGGAACACCUUUUCCUGCUGUUUGUGCGUGUGUGUCAACUUACAAGGUUUCCAUUGCAACCCCUCACUGUGGCCUUCCUUCCGGUUUUAGACUCCUCCCCUCCUUCCUUCCCUCCUUCCUUCCUUCCCUCCUUCCUUCCUUCCUUUUUUCUUUCUUUCUUUCAGAUGACAAAGAGAAAGUGUCUUGUUUUUUUUCUUGGUCAUUGCUCUCCAGGAAAGUAAAAUAGACUUUUAUAUUCCAGUGUUCUAAAGAUUAAGAUUAUGGAUGUGUGCCGAUUUUAAUAAAAAAAACAUCAACCAA